GCUGCAUUGUGGGACUAGGGUUUAACGAGCGGCUAAAUGUUAACAAAGAGAAAAUAGUUUGGUUGUUUGGGUUUUCGCAAAUUCUAAAAGGAACCAAAACCAGCAGCAGAAGCAGUUAUGGCCGAAGCAGAGCACAAAUCACCUGAGUCUGAGGAUCAAACUAAGAAUAAGAAACUGCGCAAGAGGAAAAGACCUCGUAAGACUGAGCAGCGAGAAGAGGAGAAUGGCGAUGCGGAAUCUGCCGAAGAGGAGCAGAAGAAGGAUGAGAAGUUUGAGAGUGGGCAACAACAACAAACUGAAGAAGAUGGUGAUGAUGAAGAAGGGGAAUAUAAAAAAGUGAAGAACGUUGCUACUGGAAUUAUGAGCGCUGAAUCUUUUGCGUCUCUGGGACUGUCUGAACCUACUUCUAAGGCUAUUUUGGAUAUGGGUUUCCAGCGUAUGACUCAGAUUCAAGCGAGAGCGAUUCCGCCACUUUUGAUUGGAAAAGAUGUUCUUGGUGCUGCCAGGACAGGUGCUGGAAAAACUCUUGCCUUUUUAAUUCCAGCUGUGGAAUUGUUGUACAACAUUCAGUUUACUCCUCGUAAUGGAACCGGUGUUGUUGUCAUAUGCCCUACAAGAGAACUUGCGAUUCAGACACAUGCUGUGGCAAAGGAACUACUCAAGUAUCAUUCACAAACUCUUGGAUUGGUUAUUGGGGGUUCAGGUAGAAAAGGAGAAGCUGAGCGCAUUGUUAAAGGCGUAAACCUGUUGGUUGCAACUCCUGGUCGUCUUCUUGAUCACCUUCAAAAUACAAAGGGAUUCAUAUAUAAAAACUUGAAAUGCCUCAUGAUUGAUGAAGCUGACAGGAUAUUGGAAGCAAACUUUGAGGAGGAAAUGAAGCAGAUCAUUAAUUUACUUCCAAAGAAAAGACAAACAGCUUUGUUUUCAGCUACGCAAACAAAGAAGGUUGAGGAUCUUGCCCGCUUGUCGUUUCAGACAACUCCUAUCUAUAUUGAUGUAGAUGAUGGGAGAAAAAAGGUUACAAAUGAAGGAUUGCAGCAGGGCUAUGUUGUUGUUCCCUGUGCCAAGCGUUUUGUUGUUCUCUAUUCAUUCUUGAGGAGAUAUCAAUCAAAAAAAGUGAUGGUCUUUUUCUCUUCAUGCAACUCUGUCAAAUUCCAUGCAGAUCUUCUCAAAUGCACUGGGUUGGACUGCUUAAAUAUUCAUGGAAAACAAAAGCAGCAUGCCCGGACAACUACCUUCUUUAACUUCUGCAAAGCAGAAAAGGGGAUCUUGCUUUGUACUGAUGUUGCUGCUCGUGGACUUGACAUUCCUGAUGUGGACUGGAUUGUGCAGUAUGAUCCACCUGAUGAACCUAAGGAAUACAUCCAUAGGGUUGGUAGAACAGCUCGUGGGGAAGGUGGAAAAGGAAAUGCUUUACUUUUCCUGAUUCCUGAAGAAUUGCGAUUUCUUCACUAUUUGAAGGCAGCAAAGGUCCCUGUGAAAGAGUAUGCAUUUGAUGACAAGAAGCUUGCAAAUAUACAGUCUCAACUGGAGAAGUUGGUGGCUAGCAUUUAUCAUUUGAACAAUAUGGCUAAAGAGGCUUAUAGGUCAUAUAUAUUAGCAUAUAAUUCACAUUCUAUGAAGGAUAUAUUCAAUGUUCACCGCCUUGAUUUACAGGCUGUUGCUGCUUCAUUCUGUUUCACAAACCCACCGAAGGUCAAUCUGAAUAUAGAUAGCAGUGCUUCAAAGCAUAGGAAGAAAAUACGCAAAUUGUAAGGAAGCAUUAGCAGGAGACAUGCCACCACUUUAUAGUGAAUGCGAUUCCCAUCUCCAGUCAACCACAAAACCACCGCCUCCCCUCCCUCCACAACAGAAAGUUUUGGUAGGAACCCCAAAUUUAUAUUGUGAUAUGUAUUCUGUAACUUCGUCAAAUAUUUAGGUUGUUAGAGGGAUCGGAAUUUGUCAACUGGAAUGUGUUAUGCGCAAUUUUGAACUGUAAUAUUCGACAUGAUCACCGGUUUCUCAUCCAAUGUUUCCAAUUUGUAAGGUUUUUUUUUUUAUUAUUUAUCUUCAAGUUAA
Gastrolobium bilobum is the source of this 2058-nucleotide messenger RNA. RefSeq names its product DEAD-box ATP-dependent RNA helicase 27-like. The coding region runs from base 118 to 1755 and encodes 545 amino acids. The record is from RefSeq and is a predicted model, not a curated record. The transcript is spliced from 12 exons. Gene Ontology annotation, molecular function: nucleic acid binding; RNA helicase activity; ATP binding. Lineage: Eukaryota; Viridiplantae; Streptophyta; Magnoliopsida; Fabales; Fabaceae. Gene Ontology annotation, cellular component: nucleolus. Gene Ontology annotation, biological process: maturation of LSU-rRNA from tricistronic rRNA transcript (SSU-rRNA, 5.8S rRNA, LSU-rRNA).